CCUAAAAAGAAAAUUACUUUUUUAAGAAUUUCUUUAACACUGUAACUUUGAACAUGAGACAUCGUAAGCAAUCGAAAAAAGUUCGUUUACAGGAAGAGCGUAAGGAUCGAAUACUAAGAUUUCUUCAAGAAAAUCGAGAGGCCAGGCCUAUUGAUGCUUUAGAGAAACAAUCAUUCGCAAGCCAAAAGAAUCAACCUAAAAAUGUGGCCAAAAAUACCAAGACGGAGCUGGCAUCAUGUUUGAUCUUAACUCCCUCAACGGAUCAGCGAUUGAUUGGCGGUGAAAUAAUCCCGUCAGUUCGAAAAACGGGAACACAACCUCGAGACGAUGAAGAAUGCAAGUUCAAUGCACCGGGUGUAUUUUUUCUUAAAGGACGGAACACAAAUAUAAUCGAACAUGAAGUUGUCUUAAAACCAUCCCGACCCCAACGAAAGGAGUUGAAGAACAAAUGUGACUUCUUUCCAAAAUAUGUUAAUCCGCAAUCCUUUAAAGAGCAAAACACACAAACGCUAUAUAGGGAGUCCUCGGCGCAGACUUUGGCCUAUUUGCCCGAAAUCUAUCCUGGCUUUGAAGACCCCACCCUUGAGCUCUUUAGACUUCCUUCAGUGCUGCCUGGCAGUAAACCACCGGGACUCUAUGAGGUUGAAGUUUUGGAGCGAUCCCGAAAGCGUCAGAAAUUUUUGGAGGCUGUUAAGGUCAAUUUCAGCCAGAAGUGGCUCAAUGAUCAAAAACUAACCAAAUGCGAUUACAAAUCCCUGAUGGAGGCCCUCGAAUGGGAACACUGGAUGGGGCGGGAGGAGCAGAUCCAGGAGUGCCAAAUGAUGCGACUGGAGAUCGUGAUCAAGAUGUUUGACAAGAGGGAAAAGGAGAUGCAUGCCGCAUCCAAGACUCGAUUGGAAAGAGGAUACGAACUGAUUGAGAAACGUCGCAAGGAGGCGUUGCAAAAGAACGAAAUCGAGUACCAGCGUGGGAUGCGCCAAAUAAGUAAGGAACUGGCCAAGACCUCUCUGAAGUGGGAGAAGCAGACGCCCAUGUACAGCCUGGGAUCCCCUUGUUCCGACUUUUACGCCCCACCCAUGAGAUACGGCGUGGAUCCGGCCCGACGAAACUUCGCCUCAACCACUGGCACUCGGGCUUUCAACAUGCGAAUCGACGAACUGGAGAGGCAAAUCAAUCUCAGAAUAGUCGAGUGUCCCUUCGCCAAACUGAAGCAGUGGUCUCGGCCAAAGGAACGGAUUCAAGAGGUCGAGAAUCGUUUCUGCAGUGAGACCCAUCUGGAUGCCCUUUACCAAUCUCUUAGGAAACUGAGUGACAGCCACGAAGAUCAAAGGCCUAAACCGGAUUGUCUUAAGGUACGCCCCAAAUCGCAAUAUAUGUCAAGCGAACCCUCCCGGCAAAGAUUGAUGACAAUGAAGAGUUUCUCCAGUCUGUAUGCCAAAAAUGAGGAAAUCGCACGACAAUCGCAGAGACUCUCGGCAAGGGAGGCUCUUAGACAGAAGCUCAGUCGGCAGAGAAAUCAGUUACCCGUUGAAGGUGCUGAAAAACGGUCUAAAGAUGAUAGUGGAGGGGAUAUGAGGAACAUGAUUGUCGCCUACGAAGGUAGUGCGAUUGGUUAUGUGCUGCAGUUCCUCACAGACGAAAUGAAACGGCUGAGGGAGGAGCGUCGGAUGCACUUCCUCUCCGUUCUGGCCCAAAAGGAGCGCUGGCGAAGGGAGUCCAUCGAGGCGGGAUUGAGGCAGAAGGAGAACACCAUGAGGAUGCUGUACGAGGAGAUGUUCCAGCAAUCGAAUCUGAUCCGCUCCGAUAUCAGUAAUAGGUAUAUCCUCAACAUUCUGACCAACGAUGUGGGUUGCAUGGCUGAGAAUGAAGCAACCGAGACGGUUACCGGACUGGCCAGGCAAAUCGAUGUGGACAUAGAACGCUGGCUGGAGUCCUUCAAACUCAUCCAGAAUCCGCUCACCUUUAUACCCCUGCGGCUCAUGCUGAAGGACAUGGUCUGUCCGGAUCUAAAUGCUGUGCUCCAGCGCUAUGAGACAUCUAUGAUUGCCCAGUACAUAGUGGACGAGGUGAUCUUCGGCAGAGUGUGGAAGGAAUUGGAACCGUACGACAUAACUAGCACACUGACUAGCGAUCUAAUCGAUCGCCUCAUCGACAACGAUCUGUAUUUGUUCUCCUCCUCGGAAAGUGAAAGCGAAUCGCCCCAGGACACUUCGUGGUAUGAAGCUCAUGCCAUAAUACGCAAACUUAUUCGACAAUCGGUUCCGGGCAGACGUUGGAAAGAGGAGAUCGAGCGCAUCGUCUACGAGAACUAUAAUGACCUGUUGGAUGACAUCUUUACCGAGAUCAUUUACAAAAAUGAUAAUCCAGCACCCAUCGAACCGGUCGUAGUGUACCACUCGCUGUCGCACGAAAAUCUGUUAGUUGACGGUGAAAAACGCUUAAAGCAACGUGAAAAGGGAAAACUGCUGGAAUAUCAAUCUGACAUAAACUACGGUUCUCGAGUGCUGAAAACCCAACUUUUAAACCUUAAGAAGAAAAAAAAAAUGAAUAUGCCGGCUUCCCUUGAUACCCUUUAUAGCAAGACUAAUCCACUGUCACCCGACGCCGAUGAUAACCCUUGGGAUUAUCUUCCGGAUUGUAUUACACCACCAUUGCAAGAAUGUUGCGAUACUGACAUCGAGAAUCUGUAGGAAUCCUAGCUUAUAAAGCAAAAAAAAAAGGGUUUUUUAAAUUG
Drosophila gunungcola (fruit fly) is the source of this 2734-nucleotide messenger RNA. RefSeq names its product cilia- and flagella-associated protein 91. The transcript is spliced from 3 exons. The coding region runs from base 54 to 2690 and encodes 878 amino acids. The record is from RefSeq and is a predicted model, not a curated record. NCBI's taxonomy places the organism in Eukaryota, Metazoa, Arthropoda, Insecta, Diptera, Drosophilidae.